Messenger RNA from Tuber melanosporum (Perigord truffle), 3414 nucleotides. RefSeq lists its product as uncharacterized. Gene Ontology annotation, biological process: protein import into nucleus. Gene Ontology annotation, molecular function: small GTPase binding. The record is from RefSeq and is a predicted model, not a curated record. Lineage: Eukaryota; Fungi; Ascomycota; Pezizomycetes; Pezizales; Tuberaceae. Gene Ontology annotation, cellular component: nuclear membrane; cytoplasm. Bases 118 to 3024 code for a protein of 968 amino acids. The transcript has 9 exons.
CAACCACUACCACCAACCCCGUUCCCACCGAUAGUCCUGAUAAUCUUGAGCACCGCAAUCUUUCGUUAAUCAAAUCUCUACACAUACGCAGCAUUUUCUCUCGCUAAAUUCCACACGAUGGCUUCGCCAAAUGGGCCCUCUGAUCAGUUUGCGCCCGUGCUCGCGGCUUUGGCGACCAUGCAGGGCAACGUCGACCGGGAGCAAAAGUACCAAGCUACACAGUUCCUGGAGCACUUUCAAAAAUCGCCCGAGGCAUGGACUGUUGUGCACGCUAUUUUACAGUCUGAGAACGCUGGUGUUGAGGCACAACUUUUUGCUGCGACAACAUUGAAGGGAAAGAUCACUUACGAUAUUCACCAACUACCACGGGAUGCCCUGGUGGAUCUAAGGAAUUCCCUAUUGAGCCUACUUGUUGCUCACCGGAACGGCUCACGCCCGAUACGAACGCAAUUGUGUGUCUGUUUAGCCAGUCUGGCCUUACAGUUGCUGGAGUGGAAGGACGUUAUUGGUCUGGUAGUUAGCACACUGGGAAAUGAUGUGGAGAGCAGUGUGUGUUUAUUGGAAUUUUUGAAAAUCCUCCCCGAAGAGGUUACUGAAGGGAGGAAGGUUAGCUUGACGGAGGAGGAGCUUGAGACAAGAUCUCGAGAACUACUCACGGAUAACGCUACAGAAGUACUCAGGCUCCUUGUCCAAUAUGCGCAAUCCACAGCUGGAUCUCCACCCAAUCCUGCCCUAAUAUCGUGCGUAAACUCCUGGCUUCGUGAGAUCCCGGUUCUUGAUGUCAUCGGAACCCAGCUCAUUGAUGUUAUCAUCUCUGCACUCUCCUCAAAUGCAGCUCUCGACCCUGCUGUUGAGUGUCUUUGCAAUAUCUUUCGGGAGACACGGGAGGUUGAUGCAUCACAGGAAGCCAUCCGGAUCUUAUACCCGCGGGUCAUGAACCUGCGACCGAAGAUCCGUGAAGCAGCUGAGGCGGAAGAUCCGGAGAAAUUCAGGGGGUACACUCGAAUAUUUGCAGAGGCUGGAGAAGCUUGGGUGGUUCUAAUUGCACGCAUGCCGAUGGACUUCCGUGAAUUGGUGUCAGCAAUUGCUGAAUGUGCUGCUCUGGACGCUGAACGCGAUGUUAUUUCACUAACCUUUAACUUCUGGUACGAGCUCAAGAACUAUCUGGUGCUAGAAAAGUACAUCGAGGCCAGGGUGAAGAUAGCUGAUAUCUAUUCGCAACUGGUUGAUAUCAUGAUUCGGCAUCUUCAUUACCCCGAAGGAAGUGAAGCAGACCCGUUCGACGGAGAUAGGGAAACAGAAGAAAAGUUUAGGGAGUUUAGGCAUUCCAUGGGUGAUGUUCUGAAGGAUUGCUGCGAAGUUAUUGGCUCGGCAGCAUGUUUAGGCAAGGCUUACUCUGAAAUUCAGACCUGGAUGCAGCGUUAUGCCACCACCGCCCAGAAGCCUGUCAAUGGUCAAGUCGAGCACUGGCAGAGUUUGGAAGCACCCCUCUUCAGUUUGAGGGCGAUGGGGAGGAUGAUUCCUGCGGAUGAGGAGCAAGUGUUGCCCCAGAUAAUGACAUCCUUGGUUCAGUUACCGGAACACGAUAAGGUUCGAUUCGCAGCAACAUUGGUCUUGGGAAGAUACACUGAAUGGACAUCAAAACAUCCCGCAUAUCUGGAGCCUCAACUUAAUUACAUCACCAGAGGUUUCGAACAUAACUCUAAGGAUGUUGCGCGCGCCGCCGCCAUGGCUCUAAAAUUCUUCUGCCAAGAUUGUGGAAAACUUCUCGUUGAUCAUGUGGGCCAACUACACAACUUUUACGAACAGGUUGCUGGUGAUCUUCCUAUCGCUAGUUUGUACGAAGUCACAGACGGAGUUGCCCAUGUUGUUGCGGCCCAGCCGCUUGACAAGAUAUAUGAUGCUCUGAGGCUGUUUUGCGAGCCCAUUGCAAAAAGGCUCAUGGAAAAGGCAAAUAGUGCCAAUGACGACAAGGCUAAGUGUGAACUGGCUGAUUACAUCCAACUCUUGACAAUCUUUGUUCAAGUUGUUCAUCCGCACGUUCCCCGGGGAACAUUGAAUCCUAUGAUUCGCUUUUGGUCGGGACUUAUCCCGGUGCUCGGGACGAUUCUCGAUAAUUUCGUUGAAUUCUCACCGGUCUGUGAGAGAGUCUCGAGAUGUUAUAGGACGAUGCUUGUAAGCUAUAGGACCGAUAUGUUACCACUCUUGCCUCAGUUGGCGGAGAAAUUGGUUGCCUGCUUCCAGAAGUCUCAUCAGGGCUGCUUUUUAUGGGUUACCGGUGCAGUUAUCAGAGAGUUCGCAGAUGAAGAGCUUGUUGAUGAAGCUACUAGGGCCUCGGUUUACCAGUUUCUAGAGCAACAAUGUCUGAACAUGUUCCGACUAUUAAACACAAAGGCCGCUACCGAAAUCCCUGAUGUUAUUGAGGACUUCUUCCGCCUUUUGGUGGAUGGUGUCAUGUUCCACCCCUAUAAGCUGAUACUUUCCAAUUUGUUGCAGCCUAUAUUUGAGGCUUCUCUUCACUCUUUGAGCUUAGAGCAAGUCGACCCCCUUGUGGCCGUGUUGCAGUUCCUUCGCGAUGUGCUAGCCUAUGGCCGCUCUUCGCCGCCAACCAGCGCUUACCCAGACAAUCCGAAGGAAGUUCAGGAGGCUGUGAAAGCUAUGGCUCUGAGCAAGGGAGAGCUCAUAACUCAGAAAAUCUUGAGCGGGUUGAUGUACUCUUUCCCAAGAGACUGUGUUCCGGAUUCCUCGGGAGUCUUGUUGGCUCUGGUUGAGCUUUGUCCUGAACCUUGGCUGCAAUGGAUGAAGCACACUCUAGAGCUUCUACCGGCUGGAAGCAUUUCUCCUGCCGAAGCCCAGAAGUUCUUGACCACGCUUGAGGGUGCUGUCUCAACAAGAGAUUUCAAGAAAAUCCGAUACUCCCUUCAGGAUUUCACCAACUGGUACAGGCGUAAAAACGUCACACCCAGAACCGCUAUCACAGGAAUUGAAGGUAUCGAAGGCUCUCGUUUCUCAUUCAGCGAAUAAAAAUCCUCUCCUCUCACUACCUACAUCCCUAGCAAACGACGGAAUGUCAAUAUCCUAGAUAAAAAAGAUGACCUUUCAUCGACCAGAUUUGCUACUUGCCUCAAUCCGGUUGUGAAAACCCCAUUUUUUAUCAGCCUUCUUUCCUCUUCUCAAUUUCUCUUUCCUGGUGGGGCUUACUGUUUAUCUUUCUUUUUUAUUCUAUUUUCCUUACUCCCCGGCUCCUUUUUCCACCUUCUGCCGAUCAUCCCAGAAACUGGCUCCAUUUCCUUUACCCAUUCAUUACCUUUAUUAGUUUCUCGCUUUUUUUCUUUUCGUCUAGAAUAGGGUAGAACGAAUGAUGGUGGAAAAACGAGAAAAUUGAAAAUAUAAUGAUGAGCUUUCCUUCCUUUA